Aplysia californica (California sea hare) is the source of this 1269-nucleotide messenger RNA. RefSeq lists its product as uncharacterized. The transcript is spliced from 8 exons. The record is from RefSeq and is a predicted model, not a curated record. The coding region runs from base 100 to 1161 and encodes 353 amino acids. Lineage: Eukaryota; Metazoa; Mollusca; Gastropoda; Aplysiida; Aplysiidae. Gene Ontology annotation, molecular function: calcium ion binding.
UCGAGUCACGUAUAUAUAAAGACGGUGUGACUCCAAGCGAAGAGUUAACAACUUUCAACUCAGUAUACUUAUUGUGAACGUUGAACUAAAAACGGUAUCAUGGUCUCCCUCGCCUUCGUUUGCUUCGUGAGCUGUGUCUUCUCUGGGGCGUUCACACAGACAGCGUCAGACAUCCCGACCUUGACUGAUUCACUCCUGGGUAUAGUUGCUGCCAUAGACACUAAUGGGGAUGGACAGAUGACCAUACCAGAAAGACAGGCCGACUUCCGAAACAACUUUGACACCAAUAACAACGGCUGUGUGGAGGGCGAUGAGUUCAUAGCAAGAUUUACAGCGCUUAACUUCACCUCAGACUUCGGAUCCUACGUCUUCUGGUCAGUGGUCACUCGAAAUGGUGACCUGGACAACCCUACCUGUGUUGGGUUCAACAUAAGUGGAGCGCGGACCGCUCCUGAGAUCGUGCUCAUCAAUGCCAACAUAGCCACGCUCACAGGGUGGUGUGAGAACAACCCAGCUCUCUACGUCAGCAACUCGGACUGCAACCAACUCCCCCGUGCCUGCAGUCUCCCCACCCUAGGAUGUUACUAUUCUUGCUUCAACUACACACUCAACAUCGCUAGCCAACACCUGGGACCUCCCAUCGCCUUGCCCGUGUUGUCACAAUUCCAGCAACAGAUGACGUUUGAGCAAGCUUUCGACAACCUCAUUAGGACAAACGACCAGAACGGAGAUGGUGUGAUUACCCCUGCCGAGUUUGCCAAAGAUGUAGCGAUCUAUGACACCAACAAGGACGGCUGUAUUGACCAGUUGGAGUUCACAGCUAGGUGGAUGUUCGUCCGCUGUGGCGGUCUGGGUCUGUCUCGGGAAUUUGCUGAAGAACGCUUCAGUUUCCUCGUCCCGUUUGUCGGAGGACCGUUUCCUAAUUGUAACGGAAUACCUACCAACUCUUUCCAAAGAGACUUCCCUACCGACCCCUUCAUCAACAGCCAGAUACAAACUUUGAUCAAAACUUGUGAAGCCGACAGAAGCAGGUACCAGACAGUCAAGGACUGUAACCAACUCCUAGAUUUCUGCGUCUACUCGCCCAAGUACUCCGCCUACGACGGCUGCAAAACCUACAUCAACGGGGUCAUCAAGGGCAUCUACGGAUUCGCUUUCUAGACCUUUAACCAAUUCCUAUCCACCCCCCCCCCCUCCAAUAGGAUGUGUUUAGCUUGCGAAGCAAUUCCUGAAUUAUGUAGAAAUAAAAGAAAUAUACAUGUAUUAUAA